Leptosomus discolor (cuckoo roller) is the source of this 1284-nucleotide messenger RNA. The record is from RefSeq and is a predicted model, not a curated record. NCBI's taxonomy places the organism in Eukaryota, Metazoa, Chordata, Aves, Leptosomiformes, Leptosomidae.
AUGGAUGCUGUUUUGGUGUUAAGACAGGAGCUUGCCUUGAUCCUAGAAGUCUUGGAGUAUAAAGUUGGUCAGUUUGUAACUGCCACCAAAGUUCUUGGCACAGUCAAGUGGUUCAAUGUCAGAAAUGGAUAUGGCUUUAUCAACAGAAAUGAUACCAAAGAAGACGUGUUUGUUCAUCAGACAGCAAUAAAGAAAAACAACCCACGGAAAUACCUGCGCAGUGUUGGUGAUGGAGAGACUGUGGAAUUUGAUGUAGUCGAGGGAGAGAAGGGUGCAGAAGCAGCUAAUGUCACUGGUCCAGAUGGAGUCCCUGUAGAAGGCAGCCGCUAUGCUGCAGACCGGCGCCGCUAUCGACGUGGCUAUUUUGGCCGACGCCGUGGACCGCCUCGAAGCGGUGGUGAGGGCGAGAUCAAGGAUGGGCUCACAGAAGGAGGACAGCUUCAUCAACAAGUCAAUAGGAAUCCUACAUAUCGUCCCCGCUAUCGCAGAGGGCCCCCACGUCCACGCCCUGCCCCAGUGGCUGGAGAGGCUGAAAACAAAGAGAACCAUCAUGAGGCUAAUGCUAUGAGAGAGCAGCCACUUCGCCGUGGGUAUAGGCGCCCGUACAACUACCGGCGUCGACCUCGUCCACCCAGUGCUCCAGCUCAGGAUGGGAAAGAGACAAAGGUGACUGAAACACCUGCUGAAAAUCCUGCUCCAGUGACUGAGCAGAGUGGUGCUGAGUAAUGUCCGGCUCCCCAGGCACCACUACCAUCCCUCAGGUGUCCUAAAAUACAACUCAAAGUAACACCAAAGAAACACAAGCAAUAAAUUGUCAACAGUAACGAUGAAAGCAAAGAUAUGAGACAUCGGAACUUAAAAGAAAAAAAAACUUACCAGCAGCUGAGAUCCAGGGAACGCCUGCAAGAUAGAUGCGUGAAGAGAGAAAAAGAGAGCGAGAUUCAGAAAGAGCAACCUCCCCAGUUUCAACAGCAACUGUGGGGUUUUUUGGUUUUUUUUUAGAAUUUCACUGUUUCGCUAGUAUUGCAUUUUUCAAUUUUUCUUUUGGUAUCAAACUGAAAAGGGAAAAAACCCAACCAAAGAACUGAAAUUGAAAUCAAAUGCUUUUUUUAUUGGAUGCUGGUGCUAAACCUCCCAGGUGUGAUGAAUUUUUUUUUUCUGUGCCAGUCCUGGUCACUGCAGGACAGGGGGAGGAGAAACUUCCGCUUUCCUUGGUAAGAUCUGUUUGAAACUGUGCAGCAUGGGUGACGUUCCUCACAAAUAAAACUGAUUUCAACUACCAAA